This is a messenger RNA of Hippopotamus amphibius kiboko, 5207 nucleotides long. It is a transcript of the gene GAS2L3, whose product is annotated as growth arrest specific 2 like 3. Lineage: Eukaryota; Metazoa; Chordata; Mammalia; Artiodactyla; Hippopotamidae. Gene Ontology annotation, molecular function: microtubule binding; cytoskeletal adaptor activity; actin filament binding. The coding region runs from base 108 to 2201 and encodes 697 amino acids. The transcript is spliced from 9 exons. The record is from RefSeq and is a predicted model, not a curated record. Gene Ontology annotation, biological process: actin crosslink formation. Gene Ontology annotation, cellular component: actin filament.
GUUGGACAGGGGCGUGCCGAGCAGGCACAGAUUGAGCGAGAUGUCGCCCCGCAGGGAGAAGUGACCCUCCUGCGCCUGGACGGAACAGCAAUUUCACUUCAAUAUAGAUGACCAUGCUGCCUGCAAUUCAAGUGUGGUUUGGAGAAGACCUGCCUCUAAGUCCACGGAGUCCUCUGACCCCCAGACAUGGGCCAGGUUUGGCUGAUGUUUGUCAGUAUGAUGAGUGGAUAGCUGUGAGGCAUGAAGCCACCCUGCUGCCCAUGCAAGAAGAUCUGUCAAUCUGGUUAUCUGGUUUGUUAGGUGUUGAAGUUAAGGCAGAAAGGUUAUUGGAAGAACUUGAUAACGGAGUACUGUUAUGCCAGCUGAUUGAUGUUCUUCAGAACAUGGUGAAAACAUGCAACCCUGAAGAACCAGUGAAUUUUCCAAUGAGAAAAGUACCCUGUAAGAAAGAUGCUGCAUCAGGUUCAUUCUUUGCUAGAGACAAUACUGCGAACUUUCUUCACUGGUGCAAGCGCAUUGGGGUUGAUGAAACUUACCUCUUUGAAUCUGAAGGUUUAGUUUUGCACAAAAAUCCAAGACAGGUAUAUCUUUGUCUUCUUGAAAUUGGUCGAAUUGUGUCAAGAUAUGGGGUUGAGCCACCAGUAUUAGUAAAACUUGAGAAAGAAAUUGAGCUAGAAGAGACCUUACUUAACACUUCUGGGGCUGAAGAUUCCAUCAGCAUUCCAAAAUCAUGCUGUCAGCAUGAAGAGCUGCACGAAGCUGUUAAACACAUUGCUGAAGACCCUCCUUGUAGUUGUUCUCAUCGAUUUUCUAUUGAGUACUUAUCUGAAGGACGGUAUCGACUAGGAGAUAAAAUACUUUUUAUAAGAAUGCUUCACGGAAAACAUGUCAUGGUGCGUGUCGGUGGAGGCUGGGAUACUCUUCAAGGAUUUUUGCUUAAAUAUGACCCCUGUCGAAUAUUACAGUUUGCUACACUGGAACAGAAAAUUCUGGCAUUUCAGAAAGGAGUUUCUAAUGAGAGUGUGCCUGAUUCAUCCACCAGAACACCUCAGCCUCCCGAAAUGAAUCCUUUGUCAGCAGUUAGCAUGUUUCAGAAACAGAAUUCAAAACCUGGCACACCAGUUGGUAUUCCAAGGAGCAGAGAGAAGCAGGUACGUGUGCCAGGUGUGUUGCCACCGGCAUCUUCCCUGAAAGGAGGUAAUCUGGCCUCUGGGUCAGUCCGUUCUAAAUUGCCAAAUUCUCCAGCAGCGUCCUCUCAUCUCAAACUCAGAUCUUCAAAGGGCAUAACAAAGAAACCACAGGCUCCUUCAAACAAUGCAUCAUCUUCACCUGCUUCUUUAAAUCGAGUAGGUGAAAGCAGUUUUUCACCAGCUUUAUCAAGAACUGCGCCUUGUGUAUCUGAGUCAUUGAGAAAGUGUACCUCAUCACCCAGUACUCCUAAGGCCAAGCUUAUUCCAGCCCAGAAGUCAAGAAAUGUGCCUGAAUCUAUACUUUUGCCGAAUAAGUGUCCUGGAAAAACUGAACCAAAGCAUUUGAAGCACAAGCAUGUGUCUUUCAGGGAUCAUGCAGUCUCUCCCUCAGCUGCACACUUAGCUUCAUCAUCAAAGUGUCCAAAGCCACCUGAGGCAAAUCUGCACGUAAGGCCUAACCCUUCUUCUUUCCAGUCUCCUGCAAAAGUGACAACAUCCGGUUCCAAAACCGUAACCACGGGUCUGGGAACACAGCCUCAGCCACGUGUUGGAGCUCUUCAGGCGGGGGCGAUUCCAGCACAGAAACUUAAGUCAGCCUUGAAUUUAAACCAGCCACUUUCUGUAUCCUCAGUUGCUCCUGCAAAAGCUGCACAGAAAUCGAAAGAUAAGAAUAUGGUUUCAGUUGCCAAAAAGCAGCCUCAGAAUAAAAGCAUGUCCCAGAAGACAGGCCCCAGCUCCUCCAGGUCCCCGGGCCGUACCCCGCUGUCCAUUGUGAGUCUUCCCCAGUCUUCUGCCAAAAAACAGCUGGAACCAAAGUCACCACAGACUGCCACCAAGAGCCCGUGCUCAGCCAAAGGGCCUCCCAAAAGUGGCAAAGCCCUGGCCUCAACCAGGAAGCCACCCUUAUCUGGCAAGGAGGCAGGCAGUGGGGAUAAAACGCCUCCUGCAAAGAAAACGGAAGACGAUGAUCGUUAUUUUGUCAUGACUGGAAGUAAGAAACCUAGAAAAUAAAUAUAACUGUCAUUCAGAGGAAAGAGAGGGAGUGACUGUGUUAGUUUCACAUCUUAAACGUUUCUCUUAUUUGUGUUUAUCCAGAUAGGUUCAGACAUUAAGUACAAUAAGAGAAAGGUAGAGCUUGGGGUGAGGAGAGGGCUUAUCAGAAUUCACAUGCCUGAAUCCACCAGAAGGUACCCUUUGGAGGCGGACAGUGGUAAAGUCACCAGGGGGUUCUUCUUAGCUAUAGACAUUUAUAUGAUUUUCAGUCCAUGACAUUUUUGUAAUGUCUACCCAUUAAAGGAAAUGUAAAGUCAAAUAACACUACUAGGGUUAUAACUAUAGUUGCUGUAUUUUGAAUAUGUGUUAAACAUGGAGGUUGUUACCUGCUGAUAGAAACAGAGGUGCUCUUAAUAUGUUAUUGCAUUUUAGUUUAAAAGCAACGGUUUGGCACUUGCCUUACAGAAGGCACCUAAUUUAGUUUCCUGAUCAGGAUUGCCUGAUGAAACAAUACUAAGUACUGAUGGCUGCUGCUCAUCAGCUUGCUGUUACCCUGGGUUUGGUAGAAUUGUUAUUACUUACAAUUUUUUUUAAGCUUUCCAAAUCAGAAGGAACUGAUUUUUUGAUUGACUUAUAUUAACAUUGGUAAUAUUUUGUUACCAAUAUUUUUGGUAAAAAAAUAAAACAAAUUAAGUUAUUUAAAUAUAAAUAGAAAUUUGGAAAAGAAUUUUUUCACAUAUUAUUUAUAAGAACUUAAACCUUAUAUUUUAGAUGAUCAUUGUGCAAUGUGAAAGGGGAAACUAUUUCGUAGCUUUCAGCAUAUUAGAAAUAUUUUUUAAUGUUAUUUUCUUUGAGUGCUGAUAUCAAUUUUUACAUUAAAAUAAUGUUUAACGUCAGAAUGAUGUUUUAACAAUCUUAAAAUUAAGGUGAUAUUAAAGAAUAUUAAAUUGGUGCUGCAUAAAAAAUUGUAUCAUGUGAUUGUCAUUUUCCUUUAGCACAAUAAUACCAGUUUUAAUUAGUUUUCCAAUUAUUUUAAUUUUCUUUAAUAAAGUCAUGCUGCUGUCAAUUUCCCAAUGGCAAGUGGACAGUGUAUAUGCAGCAUUUUCUGUUCUGUAGGCAGAUUCUCCGAGGAAUUUACCCAGAUCAUGUAAUGACUACAUAGACUCCAUCAAUAUAAGAUGAUAUUUGUAAAUAAUAUUUUUUUAAGAGAUUGUGACUAUUUGAAAAAUUAUUAAUGUACUUUCAGAAGUUUUAGGGAUGUGUUUAAUAACUUCACAGUAUUAUCAGCUAUCACAGGUUAUUAUAUUCUGUAUUGACGUUUGUGUUUCCCUACGUUAAACUAAAACAUGUUUUCUAAAGAAAAAUAAUGCGGGACUUUGUAGGUGGCGCAGUGUUUAAGAAUCCGCCUGCCAGUGCAGGGGACACAGGUUCGAUCUCUGCUCCAGGAAGAUCCCACAUGCCGUGGAGCAACUAAACCCGUGUGCCACAACUAUUGAGCCUGUGCUCUAGAGCCCGUGAGCCACAACUAUUGAGCCCGUGUGCCGCAACUACUGAAGCCCACGUGCCUAGAGCCCGUGCUCCACAACAAGAGAAGCCACUGCAAUGAGAAGCCCACACACCACAACGAAGAGUAGCCCCUGCUCACCACAACUAGAGAAAGCCCAUGUGCAACAACAAAGGCCCAAUGCAGCCAAUAAAUAAAUAAAUAAAUAAAUUUAUUAAAAAAAAAGAAAAAUAAUAGUUCACACAAAUGUGCAAUCAUAGAAUAAGCAUCUUAAGCUGACUGCUAAUUCUUCUGGAUUAUAAACCAAGAAACCUCUGUGUAAAACCAAGCUAUUUUUUGUCUGAGAAAUACAGUUAAGAUCCAAGCUAUAUGCAGGCUGGUUUUUGAAAUAGUUGAUGCUUCUCUUCUUAAAAGAGACAGUCACCAAAUAUUUAGUUUAUCUCCACUAUUGAUCUGGGCAUUGAAGGAGAUAAUAUUUACAUCUUUGGAAAGUGAAGUCAGUGUUCAAGAAGUACUAAAACUUUACAUUUUUAGUGAUAAAUAUUUAAUGCAUCUUUCAAAGAGGAAGAAUUUUACCUUUAAGAAGGAAUUUAUUCCUUUGUAAGGCCAAACAAUACCUCUGUAUCAGUAACUUCAGGAAUAAAAGUAUCAUCUGGCAAUUCCAAGAACUGGGUGUUUUUUGAAAAAUUGUAGGUUAAUUCAUAAAUAGCCCUAUCUUCAUCAGGCUACUGAUAGUAGGAAUUUCCAAUUCCUAUAAUUCUGUUUUCAUUUCACACUUUGAUACAGUGAGAAUAUUCUUGAAAUACUCAUUUUAUCCAGUAUUCUUGAUCAGGGAAUUUCUCCAAUUAUUGGAUAAAUUUUUAUUUAUAUAUAGCUUAAUCUUCCAAAAGAAAGUUUUUUUUAAAAAGUAAGCAAUGACCGAAAGAUACUUUCUUCAAAUAUAUUUUGAAAUGCUCUUAAAGACCUAGUGUUUCUAAUUGUUUUUGCAAUUUUAAAAAUACAUUAUUGCAGUUGGAAAGAAAUUUUCAUUUCUUCUUAACAAUAGUGCAAGAUUUUUAAAGCUUCUUUUUAAUAUUUAAUAAAAUGAAUAUUAAGCUUAAAUUACUGAAGUAACUGAAGAAGAAAUAAUGUGUACUUUCAAGAAAGAAUAAAAUGUUUUUAUUUUUCAUUACUGUAAUUUGUUAACCUGACAAACAUAUCAAAUUAAUCUUCAGAGGAAAAUGAAAUGCUGGUUUUUUUUGCAUUGUUUGAGUUUACAGUAGGUGUUUAAGGCUUAUUUCUUCAAAAUGCUUUGAUGAAUUAGAUGAUCUCUAACUUUCCUCUCCACACUGAGUUUACAGUUCUUAAUGGAUAAGGGAAAUUUUUUGAGAAAAAAAUUACUGUUCCUUCUGCAGUGUAUAUCUGAUAUAAAAAUCUAUUACUUCUUUAAAAGGCUUCAGUAACAAGUUGUCAUGAUAUAGUCUUAUAUCCAGGUUUACAUACUGACUCCAUUUGAAUCCAAGUUUGUGUAUAUUUUCUUG